GACGGUGCAGGAAAAAAAGGAUAGUAAAGAUGGAGAUGGAGGGUCAGGGUGAGUGUUUGGAAAGUUGGUCGAGCUUUCCCCACAAGACGGACCGAGAAGCGCGUCCCUCUGCGUCACAGCGCGGACAAGAAAGAUGGAAAGGAGAAACUUGUCGACAGUGACAGUAGCAGCUGGAUUCCACACCACGAGGCAAUGGACGAACGAGUACAGGGUUGAAACACAGUGCAGUUCCAACCAUGAUGACGUUAAAAGGCAUGGCACUUGGCCUCUCCAACCUGUUGAUACCCCUCGCGGUACUAGUCUUUGCGACAGGCUUCUUUCCUUACAAGCCCUUCCUAUCUGGACUGGCGACCUUCGAAGAGGUGGAAAACGAGGAGCUGGGGAUGGGCUUGCUGCAAGGCAAUGAUCGGCCACAGAGGAUAUUCGACAAGGUCAUCUUCAUGACUGUGGACGCGUUGAGGAGUGAUUUUGUUUAUGGCCAUGAAUCCGGUUUCAACUUCACACAGAGCCUCAUAGCCUUGGGCGCAGCAGUGCCCUUUACAGCUCAUGCGACCCCUCCGACAAUCACCAUGCCUCGAGUCAAGGCCUUGACAUCAGGCUCGGUCCCUUCGUUCCUCGAUGUCAUACUCAAUUUCGCCGAGAGCGACACAAGCUCGUCUCUGGCCACUCAGGACACGUGGCUCGCUCAAGCAAUGGCCAAUCUCGACAACGGCAAUCUGGUCUUCUACGGCGACGACACCUGGCUGAAGCUCUUUCCCGACUUCUUUGCUCGUCACGACGGCACCAGCUCCUUUUUCGUCUCCGACUUCACCGAGGUCGACAACAACGUCACUCGCCAUGUUCCUCGAGAACUCAAUCUGCCCGACUGGGAUGUCAUGAUCAUGCACUACCUCGGUCUCGACCACAUCGGCCACAAGGCUGGUCCUCUUAGCCCAAACAUGCUGCCCAAGCAAAAAGAGAUGGACAACAUUGUCAAGGAAAUAUACGAAGCCAUGGAGCUCAACUACCACCUCGAAGACACCCUACUCGUUGUUGCUGGCGACCACGGAAUGAACUCCGCUGGAAAUCACGGAGGCUCUGCCCCUGGCGAGACUGAACCUGCUCUCGUCUUCAUCUCGCCCAAGUUCAUGCAUCUCAAAAAGCCCAUCUAUACAGCCCCGACCAAUCCCAACCAAGGCACCGAGUUUGAGUUUUAUCGCAAGGUCGCUCAGAACGAUGUCGUGCCUACACUCUCUGCACUUUUGGGUAUUCCUGUUCCACGCAACAACCUGGGAAUUCUUCUUCCUGAGAUGCUUGCUUUUUGGGAGUCAAAGUUCAGUGGCACAGGUCUGAACGUUGCUGCUGAACUGCUCUAUCGAAAUGCCUUGCAAAUGCUAGCCAUCAUCAAAGCCAAAUUUGGUGAUUCUGACGCCUGGGCCUAUGACCCAAGGACUCAAGGCUCAAUUCAAAUGGAUUGCCAUGGUCUAGAAGACGAAAAAAGGUUGACGUGUCGAUGGUUAUUGGUCAGGGAUGCUCUCUCUCGCAGUAUGCAACCUGGCGAACUUGUCGCUUCGGUCGUGUUUUUGAACCAGUUUCUAAACGAUGCUCAAGACGUCCUCAGUACUACAGCAAGUAGCUACAACGUUGAUCGUCUGAUCAUUGGUGCCGCCAUCUCUGCCAUUUCUCUCGCUUUGGCUACAUACUCGAAGAAAGACGUUUGGUCAUUAACUCCUGCCGGCAUAAGCUUCACCUUGAUCACAGCUCUCUAUGGAAUUAUGAUGUUUGCCACCAGCUAUGUCGAAGAAGAACAGCACUUCUGGUAUUGGACCACGGCAGCGUGGAUGGCUUAUCUCUAUGCUGCAAAAACCAAGGCCACGGGUCUCAAGAGUUCGGUGGUCUUUUCGGCAUUUGUACUCUUGGCACUGCACCGUCUUUCAACUCGCUGGAACCAGACGGGUCAGAAACAUGCCGGCGAUUCCGAUGUCGCCCACGCUUUCUUCCCCAACCAUCACAUUGUUCUUUGGAUGCUUGUUAUCACAGCAUACAUUCAGCUGGCCUUCCGCAUUGGUCGUCGCACAUUUGCCGACAUCUUGGCCCCUGAAUUUGCGACAAUCUCCGCCAUAUCUCUUGUUUUGCCCUCGUUCGUGUUUAAGCUCAACUUUACACAAGCUGAUGCGCCCGAACUGGUUGGUGGUCUUGCCGAGAGUAUCAGACAGUGGACCUCCGAGCUGGACCUCGUGAUGCAGGCUCGAACCGCCUUUGUAGGCUUGGGUAUCGCGACUCUCAUUGUCAUCAUCAUGGUCUUCAUGGGCUACGGGCGUGACGAAGAAGUGGUGAAGAGCGGUACUAACAGACUCGCCGGCUCUCGUCUACCAAGUCGUCUCCAUGAUCUCUUGACGCUUUUCCUUAUAACCCAAACUCGUGCCCAAAACAUACCGCUCUUCAUGUUCUUCGAUCUGCAGUCUCAAAUCCUCUUCCAUCUGCUCUCAAGACCAACCACUCCUGUCAGAGCUCAAUCGCACAUAUACACGAGACCUCUGUCGAUACUUCAAACCACAAUCACGGCCCUCCUCAUGGCGCACACCUCUUUCUUUGCCCUAGGCAACUCUAAUGCAAUCUCUAGUAUUGAUCUCAGCAAUGCUUACAACGGUGUGAGCGGCUACAAUGUCGUUGCUGUCGGUGUCCUUCUUUUUGCAUCAAACUGGGCAGGUCCGAUAUACUGGAGUACGUGUGCAGCUGUGCUCUUCACUCUCCCUUCUAUCGAACAGGAAGAGGCGACGUUAGAUCGUCUUGAGAAAGCAGCUGAGAGACAACAGGCCUUGGGCCGUAAGAAGUGGAUAUAUGAGGAGAGAGAUUUGUUGCACCAGCAAGCCGUUUCUGCUUACUCUGCAUCGGCUCCCGGGGACAGAGACGAUGAAGGACAAAUCUGGCACGAACACAUCAGUGUGUUGACUAUGUUUGUCUCUGCAAGCUUGGUGGCUGUGAUGAUUGCGUGCACGUUAUUGAGGACGCAUCUCUUCAUCUGGACAGUUUUCAGCCCCAAAUAUCUUUAUGCCAUGGCCUGGGCAGUAGGAUGGCAUCUGAUAGUCAAUAUCGGUGUUGGGAGUUUUUUAUGGAGUGUUAGAUAGGAACAUAGGUUUGAGGCGAAAACAGUCGUAGAUAGUAAGACAGAGUGAUGUGUCCCCCUACAAUAAUCAUAAACCCAAGCCACGUUUCUGUUGAUCUCCAG
Messenger RNA from Aureobasidium pullulans EXF-150, 3208 nucleotides. Its product is annotated as alkaline phosphatase-like protein. Gene Ontology annotation, biological process: GPI anchor biosynthetic process. The record is from RefSeq and is a predicted model, not a curated record. Gene Ontology annotation, cellular component: endoplasmic reticulum membrane. The coding region runs from base 237 to 3107 and encodes 956 amino acids. NCBI's taxonomy places the organism in Eukaryota, Fungi, Ascomycota, Dothideomycetes, Dothideales, Saccotheciaceae. The transcript is spliced from 4 exons.